Messenger RNA from Dermacentor silvarum, 1422 nucleotides. Its product is annotated as muscleblind-like protein 1. Lineage: Eukaryota; Metazoa; Arthropoda; Arachnida; Ixodida; Ixodidae. The record is from RefSeq and is a predicted model, not a curated record. Gene Ontology annotation, molecular function: metal ion binding.
AGCAUUCGCACACGCGUCGCUCUUAGCAGAAGCACACGUUUCUUUUGGCUCGCAGCAGCAGCAGCAGCAGCCGUAGCAGCAACCGUAGCAGCAGCAGCAGCGGCCGACCGAGCAGCCCUGGGCCCCGUGGCACCGCCAGCCGCCGUCGUGGCGACGCCGCCCAGUCCGCCGAGCCCGACGGCCGCCGCCGUUGUGCAGCAGCCGCCGCAGGCCUCGUCGCUCGUGCUGGCCACCCCGUCCAGCCUGGUGGCGGCCAAGGACUCGCGGUGGCUCCAGCUCGAGGUGUGCCGCGAGUACCAGCGGAACAAGUGCUCGCGCCAAGAUGCCGAGUGCAAAUUCGCCCACCCUCCGCCCAACGUGGAGGUGCAGAACGGACGCGUGAUCGCCUGCUACGACUCCAUCAAGGGUCGCUGUAAUCGAGAGAAGCCCCCGUGCAAGUAUUUCCACCCGCCACAGCAUCUGAAAGACCAGCUGUUGAUCAAUGGACGCAACCACCUGGCAUUGAAGAACGCACUGCUCCAACAGAUGCCACUGCAGGCCAUGCUUCCCGGACAGCUUCCGACGGCGGCCGUGGUAAGUCCCUACUGGUACCUGGGACACAUGCAGAGGCAGCAGCAACUGCAGCAGCAACAGCAGCAGCAACAGCAGCAACAGCAGCAAAGCUACGCGCUCUUCAACGGCUCCCUCGCUUCAGCCAAGGCUACCAGCCCAUAUAUGCCUGCACUGACAACAAUGGCAACAGCAUCUUCAUUUGGACAUUACUUGACGCCUAGUCCUGUUUUGCCUGGCAUGAUGACUGCGGACGCUGUGACGGCCCCUCUAAGCGUUGUGCCAGCUUCACUAGUGUCCCCACAAAAAGUGGCGCGCACUGAUAGACUUGAGGUGUGCCGGGAGUUCCAGCGUGGCACGUGCAAGCGGCCCGAGACGGAGUGCCGCUUUGGGCACCCGCCCGAGCACGUGGCGGUGGACAGCGGCGGGGCAGUCACCGUGUGCAUGGACUUCGUCAAGGGCCGCUGCUCUCGGGACCAGUGCCGCUACUUCCACCCUCCCCCGCACCUGCAGGCGCAGCUCAAGGCCACGCAGAGCCGGGCUGGCGCUGCCGCCGCUGCUGCUGCCGCUGCUAUGGCGACAGAGGGAGGAAGCACCGAUGUCGGAUUACAAAUGUACACUCAGGUAUUUGAGCCCUCCUUUUUUUUUCCCUGUCUGAUGAUGGCAUGCCAAUUGUGUGGUGGCCUACUGCUGCCUUUCUCUCUCUGUUCACUUUGGCAAAACACACAUGACCACUUGAGCUUGGGUCACAGCAUGAAAAACGUGCAGCGCAUUUUGACAGCAUAAGCAAAGGGGUGAUAGAAUUUUUUUCGCAUCCUGCGUCAUGACAUCAUCUUCUUAUUAGACUUAUCAGGAAAAAUGGCAGAAACAUAA